Molecule: messenger RNA, 970 nt
Organism: Salvia hispanica
Lineage: Eukaryota; Viridiplantae; Streptophyta; Magnoliopsida; Lamiales; Lamiaceae
Product: zinc finger protein JAGGED-like
Molecular function (GO): DNA-binding transcription factor activity
Source: RefSeq, a predicted model, not a curated record
GAGAGUGAAUAGGGAUGUCUCCACAAGAGCUGGCAGAAAGAAAAAACUGAUAGAGAACUUUCAAGCCUCCUUUCUUCAACAUCACUCAACUAAUAGCCUCCAAACUGAAGUCUUAUAAUCUCCCAAGCUUUAGUUCUCCAUCCCAUCUCCCAUCCAAAAAACAAAAUCACAUUUUUUAAAUCCUUUUUUUCAUCUGUCUUUCUUUGUCGUCUCCAUGAGACCAGAGGGAAACCCACUAGACCUCAACAACUUACCUGAGGAUUAUGCAAGAGAUGCCAAACUUGUCCCUGAGGACAGCUCCUCUUCUGCUGCAGUAUACAGGAAAAAGAAAAGCGGCGCUAAGGAAGGAAAAGAUGAAGCCUCUAAGGUGUAUGAGUGCAGGUUUUGUUCCCUCAAGUUCUGCAAAUCCCAAGCCCUCGGCGGCCACAUGAACCGCCACCGCCAAGAGAGGGAGACGGAGACAUUGAACAAGGCAAGGCAACUGGUUUUCACCAAUGAUUUAGCUCCCACAGGCCACCUAAGCUACGUCUCAACAGGGCAGCCGGUUCCGGUUCCGCAAGGAGGGGAGGGAGCGAUGCCGUUCAGGCCGGUGUAUCCGACGAGGAUGAUGCCUCCUCCUCCUCUGUACGCGUCGCCGCCGAGGAUGGUGUCGUUCCAUCCGGAGUACUUGGUGGGGCAUGUGAUGGAGGGGGAGAAUAGGUACACGUGCAUAGGGGCGCCGGUGGGGCAGGGGUUCGCCGGCGGUAGAAAUGAGGAGGAAGGAGUGGGGUGGGGCCGGAGGUAGACAAGGACAAGAUUGGAAAACGUUUUGGAUUGUAUAUGUCGAUCAAUCCGCAUCAACAUGGAUUCUUUUCUUUUGUUUUUCUCUCUGUUUUUUACUAUCAUAACUGUUUUGCUACCUCUUAAUUUCUCUCUCUCUCUCUCAGACACAAUCAAUCCAAAAACAUGCUGACAAAUCUUUCAAUGCUCA